Messenger RNA from Grammomys surdaster, 3416 nucleotides. It is a transcript of the gene Rin3, whose product is annotated as Ras and Rab interactor 3. The transcript is spliced from 10 exons. Gene Ontology annotation, cellular component: cytosol; endocytic vesicle. The record is from RefSeq and is a predicted model, not a curated record. The coding region runs from base 31 to 2973 and encodes 980 amino acids. Gene Ontology annotation, molecular function: small GTPase binding; guanyl-nucleotide exchange factor activity. Lineage: Eukaryota; Metazoa; Chordata; Mammalia; Rodentia; Muridae. Gene Ontology annotation, biological process: signal transduction; vesicle-mediated transport.
GUCGCCGCGUCCCCCAUCGCCGGCCCCACGAUGCGACGCGCCGAGGCGCCCGCGAGCGCCCACCCUGCCGGUCCUAUUCCAGAUGCUGGCAAAGGAGAGGGAGAGGAAGAUGAGGAGAAAGACGGCAUGAGGCUUGGUCUGCCAACCACCCCGAGGAACUGCAUCCCACGGCGGGGCAUCAGUGUCCUGGAGAAGCUGGUGAAGACCUGCCCUGUGUGGCUGCAGCUAGGGCUAGGCCAGGCGGAGGCUGCCAAGAUCCUGCAGCGGGAGAUGGCUGGGAUGUUCCUGGUGUGCCGGGACAGCAGCCUGAAGCAACUGGUUCUGUGUGUCCACUUCCCUUCCCUGAAGGACAGCUCAACCGAGGUGCUGGAGUACCCCAUCAAAGAAGAAAAGUCUGUAUUGUACCUGGAAGGCUCAGUUCUUGUGUUUGAGGACAUCUUCAGACUGAUUGCGUUCUACUGUGUCAGUAGAGACUUACUGCCCUUCACUCUGAGGCUGCCCCAGGCCAUCCUCGAAGCUAGCAGCUUCCUCGAACUUGAGACCAUCUCCAACCUGGGCCUGGGUUUCUGGGACUCCUCUCUGAACUCUUCAAGGGGCCCUGCAGAGCCACUCAGAAGCCUAGCCCCUGGGACCCCUGCAUCCUCCAGCCUCAGGCCUACAACCCAUUACGCGAAUUGUUCCUGUGAAAUCGAGCUCUCGGUGGGAAAUGACCGCCUGUGGUUCGUGAAUCCUAUUUUCAUCGAGGACUGCGUCUUACCGGCUGAUCCACCUCCAUUGCCUACUGGCUACCUUCCACGCCCUGUGCCUGCCACCCCGGAUGCUACCUCACCCACCUCUAAGGGGUCCCCACGUCGUCCCCCACCUCCACCCCCGGUACCCACUGUUCCUCCUACUGGCCCUGCCCGGCCUCCUGCGCCUCUUGUACUGCCUGCUGGUCCUUUGCCCAACUCCUCCCUAACGCCCACCUCUCACCUUGCACCCCAUGCACCGGGCCCCCCUGGCCACUCAAACCAACCACCCAUGACAGCCUGCGAGAGUCUCCCACGUCCAGCUGUAGGCCUGGGCCCAUUUGGAGAGGAAGAGAUGAAGCCUGGGACAACUCCCAGCCCCGUGCACCAAGCCCCUCCUCCUCCGCUGCCCCUGAAGAAGACUCUUCCAGCAGCUCCUCCCAGGAGGCGCAUUUCUGAGAGGGUAUCUCUGGAAAGCCAGAAUGUGGGGACUUCGACAGACAGAGACCACUCAGGCGUUUCUAGGACAGCCUCACUCAACCUUCCUCCCCAGAGCACCGUAAGUAACAUUGGGGACAGGCCUCCAAGGACCACGGAGCAAGGCCAGGACACAGAGGCCAAAGCCAGCCAUGCUGACAGCAUACCACUGUCUCCUGGGAUGGCCAAACAACCCCCAGUCCCACCCCCCAGGAAGAAGCGGGUCUCCCGGCAGCUGGCGUCAGCCUUUCUUAGUCCCAUGGAGACCCCCAUAAAGGAGGCAUCCUCUGAGAAACCGGCGCCUGGUGCACCUUGGGAAGGCUCGAGUCCUGCCCGGCAAGCUGAGAUGCAGCACCUCCAAGUCCAAACCAGCGUCUGUCCCCAUAGUUCUCCAGAGUUCAAGGGUUCCCUGGCCUCACUCUCAGACAGCCUGGGGGUGCCUGCCUCAGCGGCUGACCAGGACUCCUACUCAACCAGCAGUGCGGAAGAGGAGCUGGAGUUCAGCAGCCCCAACGUGAAGAAGAAGCCCUCGAUGAUCCUGGACAAGGCCCGCCACCGCCUCAGCUUUGUCAGCUUCGCCAGCGUCUUCCAUGCCUUCCUCUCCAGCGACCGCAAGCUGUAUAAGAAGGUGGUGGAGCUGGCACAGGACAAGGGCUCCUACUUUGGCAGCCUAGUGCAGGACUACAAGGUGUACAGCCUGGAGAUGAUGGCCCGCCAGACAUCCAGCACCGAGAUGCUGCAGGAGAUCCGCACCAUGAUGACCCAGCUCAAGAGCUACCUGCUACAGAGCACCGAACUCAAAGCCUUGGUGGAACCCACCCUGCACUCGGAGGAGGAACUCGAGGCCAUUGUGGAGUCAGCCUUGUACAAGUGUGUCUUGAAGCCCCUGAAGGAGGCCAUCAACUCCAGCCUGCUGGAGAUCCACAGCCGGGAUGGCUCACUGCAGCAGCUCAAGGAGAACCAGCUGGUGAUCCUGGCCACCACCACCACCGACCUGGGUGUGACCACCAGUGUGCCUGAGGUGGCUGUCAUGGAGAAGAUCCUGCAGAAGCUGACCAGCAUGCACAAGGCCUAUUCACCAGGGAAGAAAAUCUCCAUCCUGUUGAAGACCUGCAAGCUCAUCUAUGACUCCAUGGCUCUCGGCAACCCAGGGAAGCCCUACGGGGCCGACGACUUCCUGCCUGUGCUCAUGUACGUCCUGGCCCGCAGCAACCUCACGGAAAUGCUUCUCAACGUGGAGUACAUGAUGGAGCUCAUGGACCCCGCCCUGCAGUUAGGAGAGGGUUCCUACUAUCUGACUACCACCUAUGGAGCCCUGGAGCACAUUAAGAACUAUGACAAGAUCACAGUGACCAGACAGCUGAGCGUGGAGGUUCAGGACUCCAUCCAUCGCUGGGAACGCAGGCGCACGCUCAACAAGGCCCGGGCCUCCCGCUCCUCUGUGCAGGACUUCAUCUGUGUGUCCUACCUGAAGCCCGAGCAGCAGUCACGGACACUGGCAUCACGAGCAGACACAGCAGCCCAGGCACUGUGUGCACAGUGCGCUGAGAAGUUUGAGGUGGCACAGCCCCAAGACUACCGGCUCUUCGUGCUGGUGGAUGGACGCUGCUUCCAGCUGGCUGACGAUGCUCUGCCGCACCGCAUCAAGGGCUAUCUGCUCCGGAGCGAGCCCAAGCGAGACUUCCACUUUGUGUACCGGCCCCAGGACAGUGGCAAAGAUGCUUCAGGCCAGCCCUAUAUAGUGGUGCGGGAGCCCAACUUCCUAUAAGAUGACCCCCCACUGAGCUGUGUUGGCAAGAUCUCCUGAGAGGUGCCCACGUAGGUGCCUGCGUCAAUCACAUUGGGGCAACGCCCACCCACUUAGCAUGCCUAAGCCAAUCAGGCAGACUCAUAGCCUGAGGCAUCAUGUUCUUCAUUGGACAGUAAGGAAAACCAAGGCUCAGGUGGAAGACGCUCUCUAGCCAACUGUAGCAAACAAGCCCAACGCUGCUCACACCCAAUUCCUCAGGCAAUUCUUUCUGCCUUCCCCUGGCCCUGUCCCACCUCCUACCCCCGAUCUUUAGUCUUCCCUGAAAGAGCUCACGUUCCCCAGGACUGGCUAAUGAAGGGGUUCCUGACCCCAGCUGCUCCCUGAGCCUCGGGAUGGAGCUGAAAUGUUCCACCACAACCCAAGAUCUAAGUAUUGUGUUGAAGAGACAGCCCUGCACCUCA